CAAUGUCAUUCCUCAAUUUGUUUUAAUUUGUCAAAUCAAACAAAUAAAGAAAAGAACUUGGAUUGAAUUUGGAGUAAAAUGUCGUCCAUUAUCCAAAAAUGUAAUGAUGACAACAUUCCUUUGGCCGACGAUGAUCCCCAAGUGAUUAUAACUGACGAUAUGGACAACAACCGCAUGGAUCACGGUCGGUCAAUGGAUUCGCUUCCUAGUUCCUACACGGGAGGUUCUUCCAGCCCAGGGUUGAACGGACCAGCUAGUUAUGAAGCAGAUUCUGGAAUAGAUGAACAGGAGGAAAAGGCGCGCCUAAUAUCUCAAGUCUUAGAGCUUCAGAACACUUUAGAUGAUCUGUCACAAAGGGUUGAUUCAGUAAAAGAAGAAAACUUAAAACUACGCUCUGAAAACCAAGUCUUAGGUCAAUACAUAGAGAACUUGAUGUCUGCGUCUUCAGUAUUUCAGUCCACUAAUGUUCAUAAGAAGUGAACUGUGCCAGUAUACACUAUAACAUUAACCAAGCUAAUAUUUAAAAUUAGUUUUUUUAAUAAACAACAAAAGUAUAGCUUUCAAUUUGAAUAACAAUUUAUUAAUUAAUCUAACAGAUCUAUGUCCCUAGCACCACAGAAUCACUGUUAUCAUAAGUAUAGGGAAUUAAGGAGCUUAGAGCAAUUGCCCGAUAAAAAAUAAUCAAUUGUUAUAAUUUGUUUUUAAUUUUCUCUUUGACUCUUGUUUGUAAAUAACAUUUCCCUUAGCUCUCUCAAUCUUAUUAGCACUGAGUAUUUUAGAGUAUCAUCACUAUACUUUGUUUUUUAUUCACUUAUUAGAGGAAUAUAAAACUUUAGCUUUAUGCUCAAAAUUACAUGGCUUUAUGGCUUGUGUUAUAUUUAAUGACAAUUAUUGUAAGUAUUUUUUUUAUUAGCAAUGACUAAAAGUGUAGCAAAUAGCUGUCCCCCACAGUGUGUUCAAACAUAUAUAUUCUAUCCUGUGGGUAAACUAUAAUUUUUUCAACUAGUAUUAAUGAAGUGAUCAGUUGGCUGCUUCUGGAAGACAGUUUGGCUUUCCACGUGGUAUUAAGGUGUUUAAAGUGGUACAAACGUAUCUGGCCUGGUGAAAGUGUCGCUGUUGUUGUACUUUUAGUAUGUUUUCUUUUACAAAUGGCGACCACCUCAAUGUUACGUUCCAGUUUUGGCCACACAAGUUAGAAAAGUUUGUAGCACUUCAUGCAUUUGGUACAUGUUUCUUGAUAAAUGGGUUAAACAUAUAAACUAAAUAAUUUAACAGUAUGUUUCCGCUGAGUUGACUUUCUCUUACAAACACACAAAGAGUAGUUAACUUAUUACUACAUUCAUUCUAAAUUUUUUUUCAGGAAUAUGUAUAAGUUCAUUAUAAUGCAUAAAUGCACAGAUUAAACAAUACAAAGCAGAUAGAGCAAAUACAAUAAAAUGUAUUUCAAAAUUUAUGAAGGAUGCAGAUGUGAAGGAGACGUGUGACAUUUGUUUUUUUUUUUAGUUUCACCAGCUUCACCACACUGCUUGUAAAGGCUCUUUCUGGAUCAUCUUUAUUCUGUGCAUAUAGGUAAUUCAGCCGAUAACCAAUUCUAUUCAUGUUUAUAAAAUUACAAAGUUUACAUUCCAUAUUUUUUUUAAUAACUGGAUCACAAUAUAAUAUCUUAAUUUCAUUAACUAUUGUAUUUGAACUAUAAUAGCUUAUAAAUAUAUUAAUUGUAAACCAAUGAAA
Bicyclus anynana (squinting bush brown) is the source of this 1731-nucleotide messenger RNA. Its product is annotated as short coiled-coil protein homolog. The transcript is spliced from 2 exons. NCBI's taxonomy places the organism in Eukaryota, Metazoa, Arthropoda, Insecta, Lepidoptera, Nymphalidae. The record is from RefSeq and is a predicted model, not a curated record. Gene Ontology annotation, cellular component: trans-Golgi network. Bases 79 to 480 code for a protein of 133 amino acids.